AUGUUCAGCCAGGAGGAUGGAUCUCCGCAUCGGCAAAGUCGAGACGAUACUCCGUCUGGUGCACCGCAGGAGGCCGCGGGCUUACGGCGAUGUCGUAAGCUUUUGGCAUAUUCGAGUCGUUCCUCCACUACAACAAAAGUCGUGGUCUAUAGUGGAUUUCGACCGCACCGCCACAACAGGGCAGCCCUAUUCACGGAGGCACUGCCCGACUUCGGGGGGGUGGGGGUGGGACUAGAUAAGGUGUCCUAGAGAUUGCUGGGGAACCACGUCGUCUGCAGGCUGGCCGUGGUUGCCGACGCUAAGUUCCCGGUCAAAAAACCAAAAUUGAAACAAAGACAACAAUACCCUCUCCCUCCACAUGCCUCUUCUUCCUCUCCCUCUGCCUAUUCUUUCUUUUCUUCUCCUUCUUCACCUUCUUCUCCCCCUCCUCCUUUACGCCGCCGCAAUCGUCAGACUGGCAGGGCGAGUCCGCUUACUCUGGCAGCCUGAAAUGUUCGUUCCCUUUUAGACAAUCCGCGGAGCAACCGACGGGAACGGAGGACGGUGCUAGUAGCUCGGGAACCGGCGGACUAUCAGGUGAACAUCGCGCACUCUGUGAAAUUCGAUUCUCCGAACAAGGCCAACUGGAGGAGGUGUGUGCCGGCUACACCUUCUCCUGGAGUGGUCGACCCAGGGCAGAGCGACGGGACGCGGGUGUCGCCUUCGCCAUUCGGAACGACAUCGUGGGACGACUGCCCUGUUUGCCGCAGGGCAUCAACAAUCACCUGAUGAGCCUUCGCCUGCCUCUCGGGGAAGGCAACUUCGCCACCAUCACCACUGCCUACGCUCCGCCGAUGACCAACUCCGACGCCACAAGAGACAAAUUCUACCAGGACCUGCACGCCCUCCUGGCGACUGUGUCAAUGGCAGGCAAGUUGAUUGUCCUUGAUGACUUCAGCGCCCGCGUCGGCGCAGACCCUUCAGCCUAG
Spirometra erinaceieuropaei is the source of this 968-nucleotide messenger RNA. NCBI's taxonomy places the organism in Eukaryota, Metazoa, Platyhelminthes, Cestoda, Diphyllobothriidea, Diphyllobothriidae. The record is from the annotation of a GenBank genome assembly.